Molecule: messenger RNA, 1335 nt
Organism: Colletotrichum truncatum
Lineage: Eukaryota; Fungi; Ascomycota; Sordariomycetes; Glomerellales; Glomerellaceae
Source: RefSeq, a predicted model, not a curated record
AUGUCAUUGACGCUUCCAGCGCCAAUGAAAACACUCACACCUGGCCUCGAGUUUUCAAACAAGCCCUAUGAUGUAUCUGCAUUGGAUCACGUAAAGAUUUAUCAAAGGAAUGCCUUGCGUGUUCGUCAAUACAUUGAGGGAAGGCUGUCUGACUUCUAUGGUCUCGAUGAACUGGUAGAGCUCAGACUCGGUGAUGGGUCGGAGUACACUAGUCCAUCCUUAUACAUUGAGUCCGGACCGUCCUCGGCAAAGUUGCUUAACACGCUACCGGAUGGUCUUCAUCCCAGUGUUGUGGUGACCAUUAUGCCGGAGCACGUUCUAGAUGUGAUCGAAGGCCGCAUGCAUGCUGUACACGCAUUUGGAAAGCGCGCGAAACCACCCUGUCGAGGGAGCUUUCCAUUAUGCUUUGCUCCGGGUGGGCGUCCUAGGCUGAUCUCAAGUGCAGAUGAGCUAGAUAGCAAAGCUCUGCCCAAGCCCACAGAAGACAUUGAGCAAGUCAAGCGCGACCUCAUGAAUUGGGGCUACGCAAUGGUGAAGAAUGCCUUGUCGCCAGAACAAGCCAUGAUUCUCAAAACAGCUGUUGAAGAACAGGCAGCCGGUGAGCGCAUUGCCGGGGUAGCUCAUAUGGACGGCGCGCACGUUCAAGCAGACGAUCAGCCAAAUCAACGCGUGUGGAGUCUUCCAAACAAAGGCGAGGAGUUUCUAGACCUUCUUAAUCACCCAGUGGUCGAUGCUAUUAUGCCCUGGUUCUUGGGUAAUGCUUUCAAGCUGCAUUCCAUGGGUGCUAACAUCGCUCGACCUGCAAAGUCUGGCAUAUAUAUGCACCGGGAUCAGAUGGGACUGACACCCGAGACCAUUGACCACGCCUAUCUCUUGAAUGCCAUGUGGUAUCUGAUCGAUGUUACCGAGGAGAAUGGCGCUACCCGUAUUUACCCCGGGUCUCACAACAAGAAUGUGGCACCUUCGGUAAUCAACAAAGUUUCCAAGGGUACCUCCAUCCCAGCUGCAGCCCCAGUCGGUACAGUUGUGCUAUUAGAUAGCCGUGUAUGGCAUUCAACAGGCGUUAAUACGUCGAACGAAACUCGGCCUAUUAUUUUGCAAGCAUUCUGCCGCUUCUUUCUGCAGCCUAUGGAGAAUUAUCCAAGCAUUAUGAGCGAAGACGUAAAGGAGCAACUAUCCGACCGGCAGUUGGGUCUUUUAGGGUUCCCAAUUCCUGUGAGAGACGGUCAGCGGCCACAGGCAUACACCGCAUACAACCAUCCAGGAGCAACCUUUGCGAAAUCAAGGGCUCCAGUUAACGAGGCCUGGCUUCCUGAAGGCAAGCAUUCUGCGUAA